Messenger RNA from Dovyalis caffra, 1422 nucleotides. Lineage: Eukaryota; Viridiplantae; Streptophyta; Magnoliopsida; Malpighiales; Salicaceae. The record is from the annotation of a GenBank genome assembly.
AUGGAUAAUAAGAAACAACAUGUUGCAAUUUUUACAACGGCGAGUCUUCCUUGGAUGACUGGAACUGCCGUAAACCCUCUGUUUCGUGCUGCGUAUCUUGGGAAAGAUGGGAGUAGAAAGGUCACUUUGGUGAUUCCGUGGUUGUCAUUGCAACAUCAGAAGUUAGUUUACCCCAAUAAUAUCACCUUCACUUCACCUUCUGAGCAAGAAGUGUAUGUCCGUCAAUGGCUUGAGGAGAGGAUUUCAUUUUCCCCUGGUUUUAGCAUACAAUUCUACCCCGCCAAGUUUGCUCUGGAUAAAAGAAGCAUUCUUGCCGUAGGAGAUAUCUCAGAAGUCAUACCCGAUGAAGAGGCUGACAUUGCGGUCCUUGAGGAGCCUGAACAUCUCACAUGGUUUCAUCAUGGGAAGAGAUGGAAAACUAAAUUCCGCCUUGUGAUAGGAAUUAUACACACCAAUUAUUUGGAAUAUGUCAAGAGAGAGAAGAAUGGACGAAUUAAAGCGUUGUUUCUUAAAUAUAUUAACAGUUGGGUUGUUGACAUAUACUGCCACAAGGUAAUUAGAUUGUCCGCUGCUACCCAGGAUUAUCCUAAUUCCAUCAUCUGCAAUGUUCAUGGAGUGAAUCCUAAGUUCCUUGAGAUUGGCAAGAAAAAGAUAGAGCUACAGCGGAGUGGGAAUCAGGCCUUCACUAAAGGUGCUUACUACAUUGGAAAAAUGGUGUGGAGCAAAGGCUACAAGGAGCUUAUUAAACUUAUUCGAGACAAUCAAAAGGAGCUAAUUGGGCUUGAUGUAGAUUUAUAUGGCAGUGGAGAAGACUCUGAACAAGUCCAGGCAGCUGCUAAAAAAUUAGAUCUGGUAGUCAGAGUAUAUCCUGGGCGUGAUCAUGCAGAUCCUGUAUUCCAUGAUUAUAAAGUGUUCCUGAAUCCAAGCACCACAGACGUGGUUUGCACGACAACGGCAGAAGCUUUGGCAAUGGGCAAAAUUGUUGUAUGUGCCAAUCACCCAUCGAAUGACUUCUUCAAGAAGUUUCCAAAUUGCCGAACUUAUAAUAAGAGCAAUGAAUUUGUUGAGGCCAUAAAGAAGGCUUUAACUGAAGAACCUGCUGAGCUGACUGAUGCACAGAGGCAUGAGUUGUCAUGGGAGGCUGCAACAGAACGAUUUCUGGUGGUUUCUGAGCUUGACCAGGAAUUUGCAAGGAAACCAGCGAAAAGUCUUUCAAAGAACUUUGCUUCUGUGUCUUUGAAUCAGCGAAUGGAGGAUGUAUCAGCAUAUGUGCACUAUGUGGCUUCUGGUUCUGAAGCAUCAAGAAGAGCUUUUGGUGCAAUUCCAGAGAGUCUGCAUCCAGAUGAAGAGCAAUGUAAGGAGCUUGGACUGGCUAUUCCUGCCGCGACCCAAGGAUCAAAACAUCUUGUUGGCACAUCAUGA